AUGGACGGCCUGGUCGAUGCCUGCAAGGUGCCCUGCAUCUACAAGAGUUUCGAUUACGAGAGGUACGUCGAUCAGCACUCGCUGGCGGAGCAUAGUUCCAGAUGCGCGCACACGCCCUGCUACUGCUAUGAGUGCACGUCGUCGUUUGAGGGCUCGCCAGCGAGCCUCAUGCAUCACCUCACGGAACCGUCCGUCGAUCACUACAAGCCCGCGGCGGUGAACACCAAGUACGAGACGUGCUACCCGUUCGCCGUGCCGGAGCUGCGCCUCGUCUCUAUAGUGUGCGUCAGGGGCAACGCCACUAAUGCUGACACGAAGCUUGUGUACGGGUGCGUGUUCACUGUUACUGCCCCUCCGAGGUACGAGGGCGCCCAAGCCACCUCCAUCGCGCUGACUGGGACUAUGCCGAGCUGCUCCGUUCCUGGCAAUGUGGACAUGGAAGGCGCCUGGUAUGAUUUUCACCCCAAGAUGGUGCACGGGGACUCCAAGGAGGUUCAGCUGGUCAUAUGUGUUACCAAGUCAAAUGUGCAUCAUUAG
Messenger RNA from Aegilops tauschii subsp. strangulata, 537 nucleotides. RefSeq lists its product as uncharacterized. The record is from RefSeq and is a predicted model, not a curated record. Lineage: Eukaryota; Viridiplantae; Streptophyta; Magnoliopsida; Poales; Poaceae.